Messenger RNA from Alternaria conjuncta, 3630 nucleotides. RefSeq lists its product as uncharacterized. Lineage: Eukaryota; Fungi; Ascomycota; Dothideomycetes; Pleosporales; Pleosporaceae. The record is from RefSeq and is a predicted model, not a curated record. Gene Ontology annotation, biological process: meiotic sister chromatid cohesion, centromeric; protein phosphorylation; mitotic spindle assembly checkpoint signaling. Gene Ontology annotation, molecular function: protein kinase activity; ATP binding. The transcript is spliced from 3 exons. The coding region runs from base 1 to 3630 and encodes 1209 amino acids.
AUGGCUUCCGAUGACGUUACCGACUUCGAGGUGAUAGAAGGCCAGAAGGAAAACAUCCAGUCCAUUCCCAGCGGACGCUCCGCAAAAGCGCUCGCGCAGCUAUACACACCACCACUUACUUCCGGCGCUGGUCAGACGCUGUCCCCUUCGCAGAUGCAGGACGCGAACAGCGCGGCCCGCCUCAAGUUUGAGAAGGAGCUCAUGGCGAUUGACGACUCGGACGACCCGUUAGACGUUUACGACCGUUAUGUCAAAUGGACACUCGACUCCUACCCCUCGGCACAAAAUACACCUCAAUCGCAACUCUGCCCGCUGCUCGAGCGCGCGACCAAAGCCUUCCAAUCCUCGCCGCAGUACAAGAACGACGCCCGCUACCUCAAGCUGUGGCUGCACUACAUCCAUCUCUUCUCAGAUGCGCCGCGCGAGACAUUCGCAUACCUUGCGCGACACAACAUCGGCGAGAACCUUGCGCUAUUCUACGAAGAAUUUGCCGCCUGGUUAGAAGGCGCGGGUCGCUUCACUCAAGCAGAGGAGAUAUACAACCUAGGCAUUGACCGCGAGGCCCGUCCAGUCGAGCGCCUGAUUCGCAAGUACGGAGAAUUCCAGCAUCGCCUCGAGAGCCGCCCGCAAGAGGUUCCCGAGCCCUCAAGCCCCGCACUCCCCGCCGUCCGUCCAGCUCUCGCCGCUAAGAUGGACCCCUUUGCGCAUGCAUCGCCGAGUGCGCCGAGUCCACAACCACAAAGUGCGCCAAAACCUGCUGGAGGCGCUUCUCGUUCGGGGAAGGCUAAGCUUGCCAUCUUUUCCGAUGGCGACGAUGCCGCGAGGCCCGGCUCGACCGGUAGCAUGGAAGGAUGGGAUAGCAUUGGAUCGCUCGCAGACCGCAAGAAGGAGAACGCAACGGAAGCGCGCCCUUGGGCUGGUGAGACUCUGAAGGUCGGAAAGAAGAACACGGGCGUGCCAAAGAUGUCAAUCUUCAAGGAUGAGGUUUACCCUAACCAUGAAGAUCCGAUGUCAGAGGAAUACUCAUUUGAGGAACUUCGAGCUAAAUACAGGGGAUGGAUGGACCACGAUUGGGAUGCUAUCCGCCGCAAGGAACAGAAGCAGGCAAGGAAAGCGGCCGAGGAGGCAGAAGCUGCCGCAAGACCAAAGCCAAAGGCCGCGCCUCUGGCGCCCAAACAGGAUUACGAACAGCCUCCUAAGCCCAAGACCGUGCCCCUGAAAGGUAGCGUUGACGAUGAUAUGAACAACGACGAAAAUGCGCCGCCUUCACAGGCAGAUGUAGACAAGGCACGGGCUGCUAAGAAAGCGAGACGAGAGGAGCGUGCCAACAGGACUAGGAAAAUCAAGGUCAUGGAGGUGAAGGAAGUUCGCGGCGAGACUCAGACAAUCCAAGCCAACCUAGAUUCUCCAGCGAAGCCCAAAAUCCGGCGAAAGAAGACAGGCCCGGAGACCACAAUGACCCUCCACACCAAGGAAGCAAUGGACGAGAUCUACGACAUAUUCAACGAGCCACUGAAAAACGCCGACGAGAACACUUCAGAGAAUCAGAGUGGUGAUGAAAGCAGCGGUGACGAUGAGGACGACUACACGAGUGGUGCCGAAAGUACGGCAACCGGUCGCAUAUCGGGCGCUACGAGCGAGUUUGGGGAUGAGACAACAGCUGGAGAUUUCACACUCGGCACCAGGGUGCUGGAUGUUGAUGCCGAAGAUGAAAGCGAUUCCGACGCUUCAGAUACCAAGAGUGCCUCUGCGUGGUCUGACUUUACUGAGAGCAAGCACGUGCCUAAAGAUGGUCAAGAGGAUGAAUCAGAUGAUGAGUCUGAGCAAUCUGAUCAGUCUCAGAACGAUUCUUUUAACGAGGCAACACGCGCAGAUGUCGACGUGGAACAGCAGCAAGAUUCUGACGUCGUCACUCCAACCUCGCCCUCAGCGCCCACAUCGCUACCUACCCGCUUUGUUCCAGUUCCACCGGAAGACUACGUUCCAGCUAUGCAGCCCUACCGAGACCCAGCCCAGGCUGCUAACAACCGCCUGCCGUUCAUGACGCCCAUCGUCGAGAAGACGGAAUCGUCCUUGGGCAUCGCCACUGCUUAUGCAAACAAGGACUACUUCACUCCCGCGACCAAGACGCCAUCACGAUCGAAAGGUACCACUGACAUCCUUGAAGAUGACGACGACGAUGAUGAUACUUGCGGUAGCGCCUUUUCGGAUAUCUUGAGUCAGGUUAUCGAUGGCUCAGGGAAAGUUGCGAAGCUCGCCCUGACAGAAUCGAAACCAGUGCCUAAAGAGCCCAUCGCCGAACCGCAACGGAAGCCAUUGGCUGCGAAAGAGGUUGUGCCAAAACCAGUAAAGCCGAAUGGUCCAAUUAUUCAGGAUGCACAGUGCAAUCCGGUCGACGAGAACAUCCGCAAGGUCAUCCUACAAGAAAUCCAGCCACCGCUCGAUAGCUACGAUGGCUACUACGCAGACACCGAAGAGAGCUACGGAAAAGGAGCCGACAUCCGCAAGUAUACCAAGGCUCUGAAAUCGGGCAAGGGCGCGAACGACAAGACGGCCAACCUUGCAGUCUGUCCUACUUUGAAGUUUCCCACAACUCAGCGGACAUACGCUGUCAAACGCGAGCUUGGAAAGGGUGCUUUUGCUCCAGUGUACCUGGUUGAAAGUCGAGACCCCGAAGAUGAUGAUGAUGAGAACAAACCUUCGCAGAUGGGCAAGGGCGAAUUCGGCCUGAAGCGCAAGAAUCUGGAGGCUAUCAAGAUGGAAGAUCCACCAACACCGUGGGAAUUCUACAUCAUGCGACAAGCCAAGCGACGGCUGGGUGUAUCUCGAGCGGCUGAUUCGAUUGUUCACGCGUACGAGAUGCAUGUCUUCAAAGAUGAAUGCUAUCUCGUCGAAGAAUUUAGAGAUCAAGGAACGCUGCUCGACCUUGUAAACCUUUCUCGCGGAGAUAACGGCGUCAUGGACGAACAGUUGGCCAUGUUCUUUACUGUCGAGUUGUUCCGCACAGUCGAGGCGCUUCACUCAAAGGGUGUAGUCCACGGCGACCUCAAAAGCGACAACAUCCUCGUCCGCUUUGAUGGGUUGCAAAAAGAUGAGCAUUGGGAUUCAGAGUACAAGCGCGAUGGGCGUGACGGCUGGUCUGCCAAGGGUAUCUCACUCAUCGAUUUCGGCCGUGGUAUCGAUAUGAAGGCUUUCAAGCCAGAUGUGCAGUUCAUCGCAGACUGGCCCACUACCGAAGCCGACUGCGCCGAGAUGCGGGAACUCCGCCCGUGGACAUACCAGAUCGACUACCACGGUCUCGCUGGAAUCGUCCACAACCUCUUAUUUGGCAAGUAUAUCUCUACGAUUGCUGAGCGUGGCGCUACUCUUGGUGCCGGAGCGACGAAGACGUACAAGAUCAAGGAAAGCUUGAAACGAUAUUGGCAGACUGAUAUCUGGCACUCAUGCCUUGAUUUACUGUUGAACCCACUCAUGCACCUUGAAGGUGAAGAGGGGAACAAAUUGCCGGUACUGAAGGGUAUGAAGGAGGUGAGGGAGAAGAUGGAAGAGUAUCUUGAGAACAGCUGUGAGAAGGGCGUUGGAUUGAAGACUCUUAUCAGGCGCAUGGAGGAUGCAGUGAAGAAGAGGUGA